AAACUCUGCCAUUCUCCAUAGCCCGCAGUGCCAAGCACACUGAGAAAACCCAGCACGAGUGUAUAUGAGAGACAGAGAGAGCAAGUGACAAAGUAACUAAUACAACCAGAACAAAUAGACAGUGAGGCUUCGUGCCUCGAGAAAGAACGAGAGAGUACACGAAUACGUUCAAGUUUAGUUAAGAAAACGUGGUGGAAAACUUUUCUGGGCUGUGGCAGAAAGCUGUGGACCGCGGAAGAUGCCAGAGCAAAGGUGUUGAGCUUUCCAGGAAAGAAGGGCUGGAAGGGCUGACACGGUCCACGCUAGGGGACAGGUGAAGAAGUAACACAUUUAGAGAUGGCUGAUGAGCAGGACACAAGGGAAGUGCUUUUCCCACAGUGGAUGGGCCCUGAUAAGCAUGGGCUCACCAUAGAACAAAAAGGUCAAGGAGAGAUUUUUGUCAAAGAGGUGAAAGAUGAGUCCCCUGCUGCACAUACUGGGAAAGUAUAUGAAGGUGACCAGAUUGUGGGGGCCACCAUUUACUUCGACAACAUGAGCUCAGAAGAGACAUCUGAACUACUAAAGACUCUAAACCGACAUAAGGUUGGACUAAAAUUACAAAACAAGACUGGAGAAAAGUCACCUUGCCGUUCUCCAAUGGGGACAUUGUCAUGGGAAGGACGUGGAGGGUUAGGAGGCUCUAGUUCAGACAUUUUCCUGAGUGGGGAUGAUGAAGACUAUAAGAGAAUCUACACUAAGAAAAUUAAACCUAGACUAAAGUCUGAGGAUCUUGCUGAGGGUGUUGAUGUGCGCACAGAACGUCACAGCAGCACAAGCAGUGAUGGUUGCACCAUUACUACAGUCACUCGUCGAAUAACUACCUACACUGUGGAUGUGCCUGGGGGGACUAGUCAGCAGAUUGAUCACUCAAGCCCCGAGUUCAAAAUUCAGGUCUUGCAGCAUGAGCAGUCGGAGGGGGAUCCUACUCAAAUCAGAUUACCACAUAGAAGCCUUGUUAGUGGUGAACACGGAGGUAUAAAAAUGGGGGACAUAUCUCUUAGCGGGCCCCAUAUCAUUGGCUCCUCUGUGAAGCACUGUAGCACAGGAUCUUUCAAAACAACAAGUGAAUUAGAUGGUAGUGGGAAAGAGAUUACAAUUAAUGUGUCGGACACUGGACUGUCAGGUGGAAAAGGACAGAGGGUGAUAGAACAUUUUGGAAGGACUGAAGCUUCUGCAGGCAGUAGUGAUCACUCUGGCAAAGUAACCAUGGGGUUAGACAAAGACGUGAAAAAUAUUUCUUCUCCACUGGAAGCUGGUUUUAAAGCUUCAAGUAUGAUGGGAGGAACUGCGUUUUCUACAGUAAAGGGUCCUGUUCUGGACACUCGUGUUUCAGGUUUUUCCAUUAGUGGAGAGACAGGGGACAGUAUUGGCAGGGAAUCUUUGUCUAAACUGCAUAAGGAUGGGUCUGAUGAUAAAACCAAAUUGUCUAAAGUUACCAUAGAUGUUCAAAGACCCAAGGAAGGUCCAAAUGUAGAAGUGAAUUUUAACAAUCAAAGUCUUAAAGAUGUUAGUCAGAGAGGUUUGAGCAUAACUGGCAAUCAGGAAAUUUCAGCUCAGGAACCUGAUAGAGUAGUAAGUCUCCCCAAAGCUGAUGUUAAAAUCACACCACCAGAUAUGGACAUCAGGGGUCCAGAGCUUAAAAUUGAAGGACAUAAGGGUAUAGUCAAAGAUGUCAAAUUUGAUGUGCCAUCAAUUACUGGUCAAAUAAUUUCUAUGCCCGAUGUGGAUUUGAACCUGAAAGGACAAAAAGCGAAAGGAGAUGUUAAUGUGUCUGUUCCAAAUGUUGAUGGGAAUGUUACAACAUCAAAAGUUGAAAUUAAAGGACUAGAUGUUGAGGGUGUCAAAGGUGACUUAACUGUUCCAAAGGUCAAAAUACCUUCAUUUGGAAUAAAACCUUCAGAAGUGAAGGGUCCUGAUGUUGAUGUAAAUCUUGCGAAAGCCAAAAUGGAGAUUAAAGCACAAGAUGUGGAUAUCAAGACUCCAGAGCUUUACAUUGAGAGAUCUGAAGGAAAAGUCAAGGAUCCCAAAAUCAAAAUACCAUCAAUCUCUGGUCCUAAGAUUUCGGUGUCUGACGUGAACUUAAAUGUAAAAGGGUCAACACUGAAAGAUGACAUCAAUGUGUCUGCUCCAAAAGUGGAAGGAGAUGUUAAGGCACCUAAGAUUGAAAUUGAAGGCCCAGAACUUCAAUGUGCUGAUGGUGGUUUUAAAAUGCCAAAAAUCAAAAUGCCUUCAUUUGGAAUCAAAGCUUCAAAAGUGGAGGGCCCUGAUGUUGACGUAAAUCUUUCCAAAGCUGACAUGGAAAUUAAAGCUCCAGAUGUGGACAUCAAAAAUCCAGAGCUUGACAUUGAGGGACGUGAGGGAAAAAUCAACGGCUCCAAAUUCAAAAUUUCUAUGCCAGAUGUUGACCUCAAUCUGAAAGGUCCAAAACUGAAAGGUGAUGUUGAUGUGUCUGUUCCAAAAGGGGAAGGAGGUAUUAAAGCACCAAAAGUUGAGAUUGAAUGCCCUGACAUAGAAGGACCUGAUGGUGGUUUUAAGAUGCCAAAGAUCAAAAUGCCAUCAUUUGGACUGAGGGGUCCAAAAGUAGACAGUCCAGAAGUAGAUGUGAAAAUUCCUAAAGCCAAUAUUGAAGUUAAGGCACCAGAUGUGGACAUCACAGUUCCAGAGUUUGACAUUGAAGGACCUGAGGGAAAAAUCAAGGGCCCCAAAUUCAAGAUGCCAUCCAUCUCUGGUCCAAAAAUGUCUAUGCCAGACAUUGACUUCAAUCUGAAAGGUCCAAAACUGAAAGGUGAGGUCGAUGUGUCCGUUCCAAAAGUGGAAGGAGAUAUUAAAGCAUCAAAAGUUGAAAUUGAAGGCCCAGACAUUGAAGGACCUGAUGGUGGUUUUAAGAUGCCAAAAAUGAAAAUGCCAUCAUUCGGACUGAAGGGUCCAAAAGUGGAGGGUCCAGAUGUUGACGUGAAGGCACCAGAUGUGGACAUCAAAGCUCCAGAGUUAGACAUUGAAGGACCUGAGGGAAAAAUCAAGGGCCCCAAAUUCAAGAUGCCAUCAAUCACUGGUCCAAAGAUUUCUAUGCCAGAAAUUGAUUUCAACCUGAAAGGUCCAAAACUGAAAGGUGAUGUUGACGUGUCCAUUCCUAAAGUGGAAGGAGAUAUUAAAGGACCAAAAUUUGAAAUUGAAGGCCCAGACAUCGAAGGACCUGAUGGUGGUUUUAAGAUGCCAAAAAUAAAAAUGCCAUCAUUAGGACUGAAGGGUCCAAAAGUGCAGGGUCCAGAUGUUGAUGUGAAGGCACCAGAUGUGGACAUCAAAGAUCCAGAGUUAGACAUUGAAGGACCUGAGGAAAAAAUCAAGGGCCCCAAAUUCAAGAUGCCAUCAAUCGCUGGUCCAAAGAUUUCCAUGCCAGAUGUUGACUUCAACCUGAAAGUUCCAAAACUGAAAGGUGAUGUUGAUGUGUCCAUUCCCAAAGUGGAAGGAGAUAUUAAAGCACCAAAAGUUGAUAUUGAAGGCCCAGAAAUUGAAGGACCUGAUGGUGGUUUUAAGAUGCCAAAGUUCAAAAUGCCAUCAUUCGGACUGAAGGGUCCAAAAGUGGAGGGUCCAGAUAUUGAUGUGAAAAUUCCUGAAGCCAAUAUUGAAGUUAAGACACCAGAAUUGGACAUCAAAGCUCCAGAGUUUGACAUUGAAGGACCUGAGGGAAAAAUCAAGGGCCCCAAAUUCAAGAUGCCAUCAAUCUCUGGUCCAAAGAUUUCUAUGCCAGACGUUGACUUCAACCUGAAAGGUCCAAAACUGAAAGGUGAUGUUGACGUGUCCGUUCCAAAACUGGAAGGAGAUCUUAAAGCACCAAAAUUUGAAAUUGAAGGCCCAGACAUUGAAGGACAUGAGGGUGGUUUUAAGAUGCCCAAGUUCAAAAUGCCAUCAUUCGGACUGAAGGGUCCAAAAGUGGAGGGUCCAGAUAUUAAUGUGAAAAUUCCUAAAGCCGAUAUUGAAGUUAAGGCACCAGAAUUGGACACCAAAGCUCCAGAGUUUGACAUUGAAGGACCUGAGGGAAAAAUCAAGGGCUCCAAAUUCAAGAUGCCAUCAAUCUCUGGUCCAAAGAUUUCUAUGCCAGACGUUGACUUCAACCUGAAAGGUCCAAAACUGAAAGGUGAUGUUGACGUGUCCGUUCCAAAACUGGAAGGAGAUCUUAAAGCACCAAAAUUUGAAAUUGAAGGCCCAGACAUUGAAGGACAUGAUGGUGGUUUUAAGAUGCCAAAAAUGAAAAUGCCAUCAUUCGGACUGAAGGGUCCACAAGUGGAGGGUCCAGAUGUUGAUGUGAAAAUCCCUAAAGCCAAUAUUGAAGUUAAGGCACCAGAUGUGGACAUCAAAGCUCCAGAGUUUGACAUUGAAGGACCUGAGGGAAAAAUCAAGGGCCCCAAAUUCAAGAUGCCAUCAAUCUCUGGUCCAAAGAUUUCUAUGCCAGACGUUGACUUCAACCUGAAAGGUCCAAAACUGAAAGGUGAUGUUGAUGUGUCCGUUCCCAAAGUGGAAGGAGAUAUUAAAGCACCAAAAGUUGAUAUUGAAGGCCCAGAAAUUGAAGGACCUGAUGGUGGUUUUAAGAUGCCAAAGUUCAAAAUGCCAUCAUUCGGACUGAAGGGUCCAAAAGUGGAGGGUCCAGAUAUUGAUGUGAAAAUUCCUAAAGCCAAUAUUGAAGUUAAGGCACCAGAAUUGGACAUCAAAGCUCCAGAGUUUGACAUUGAAGGACCUGAGGGAAAAAUCAAGAGCUCCAAAUUCAAGAUGCCAUCAAUCUCUGGUCCAAAGAUUUCUAUGCCAGACGUUGACUUCAACCUGAAAGGUCCAAAACUUAAAGGUGAUAUUGACGUGUCCAUUCCAAAAGUGGAAGGAGAUAUUAAAGCACCAAAAGUUGAAAUUGAAGGCCCAGAAAUUGAAAGACCUGAGGGUGGUUUUAAGAUGCCAAAGUUCAAAAUGCCAUCAUUCGGAAUGAAGGGUCCGAAACUGGAGGGUCCGGAUGUUGAUGUGAAAAUCCCUAAAGCCGAUAUUGACAUUAAGGCACCAGAUGUGGACAUCAAAGCUCCAGAGUUUGACAUUGAAGGACCUGAGGGAAAAAUCAAGGGUCCUAAAUUCAAGAUGCCAUCAAUCGCUGGUCCAAAGAUUUCUAUGCCAGACGUUGACUUCAACCUGAAAGGUCCAAAACUGAAAGCUGAUGUUGAUGUGUCCGUUCCCAAAGUGGAAGGAGAUAUUAAAGCACCAAAAGUUGAAAUUGAAGGCCCAGAAAUUGAAGGACCUGAUGGUGGUUUUAAGAUGCCAAAAAUGAAAAUGCCAUCAUUCGGCCUGAAGGGUCCAAAAGUGGAGGGUCCAGAUGUUGAUGUGAAGGCACCAGAUGUGGGCAUCAAAGCUCCAGAGUUAGAUAUUGAAGGACCUGAUGGAAAAAUCAAGGGCCCCAAAUUCAAGAUGCCAUCAAUCUCUGGUCCAAAGAUUUCUAUGCCAGACGUUGACUUCAACCUGAAAGGUCCAAAACUGAAAGGUGAUGUUGACGUGUCCGUUCCAAAACUGGAAGGAGAUAUUAAAGCACCAAAAGUUGAAAUUGAAGGACCUGAUGGUGGUUUUAAGAUGCCAAAAAUGAAAAUGCCAUCAUUCGGCCUGAAGGGUCCAAAAGUGGAGGGUCCAGAUGUUGAUGUGAAGGCACCAGAUGUGGAAAUCAAAGCUCCAGAGUUAGACAUAGAAGGACCUGAUGGAAAAAUCAAGGGCCCCAAAUUCAAGAUGCCAUCAAUCUCUGGUCCAAAGAUUUCUAUGCCAGACGUUGACUUCAACCUGAAAGGUCCAAAACUUAAAUGUGAUGUUGUCGUGUCCGUUCCCAAAGUGGAAGGAGAUAUUAAAGCACCAAAAGUUGAUAUUGAAGGCCCAGAAAUUGAAGGACCUGAUGGUGGUUUUAAGAUGCCAAAGUUCAAAAUUCCAUUAUUUGGAUUGAAGGGUCCAAAAGUGGAGGGUCCAGAUAUUGAUGUGAAAACUCCUAAAGCCGAUAUUGAAGUUAAGGCACCAGAAGUGGACAUCAAAGCUUCAGAGUUUGACAUUGAAGGACCUGAAGGAAAAAUCAAGGGCCCCAAAUUCAAGAUGCCAUCAAUCUCUGGUCCAAAGAUUUCUAUGCCAGACAUUGAUUUCAAUCUGAAAGGUCCAAAACUGAAAGGUGAUGCUGACGUGUCCAUUCCAAAAGUGGAAGGAGAUAUUAAAGCCCCUGAUGUGGAUAUCAAGGGUCCAGAGCUUGAUUUUGAGGGACCUGAGGGAAAAAUCAAGGGUCCCAAAUUCAAGAUACCAUCAAUUUCUGGCCCAAAACUUUCUAUGCCUGAUAUGGAUUUCAACCUCAAAGGUCCAAAACUGAAAGGUGAUGCUGACAUGUCCGUUCUAAAAGUGGAAGGAGAUAUUAAACCACCAAAAGUUGAGAUUGAAGGCCCAGACAUUGAAGGACCUGAGGGUGGUUUUAAGAUGCCAAAGAUCAAAAUGCCAUCAUUCGGACUGAAGGGUCCAGAUGUUGAUGUUUCAAUUCCAAAAGUUGAAGGAGACUUUAAAACACCAGAUGUUGGUAUCAAGGGGCCAAAACCUGACAUAGAAUUGCCUGAAGGAAAAAUCAAGGGCCCAAAUCUCAAGAUGCCAUCAGUAUCUGGUCCUGAAGGCCCUAAUGUUGAGGUUAAUUUUCCAGAAACAAAUGUGAAAAAGCCAAAAUUCAAAAUGCCCAAGUUUGGAUUUAAAGGGCCAAAGAUUGAAGCACCCGAUGUUGAUGUCAAACUUCCGAAAGGAUCUAAAGUGAAAGGUCAAGCAGGUGUCAGUUUGGAGGGUGAUGUCAAUAUGCCAAAAGUGGAAGUUGAUUCUUCAAGUAUAGAAGUUAAAAGUCCAGAGGGAGGAUUCAAGAUGCCAAAAUUUAAAAUGCCAAAAUUUGGUUUUAAAUCACCCAAAGGAGAAAUUGAUGUCAGUGUACCUAGUGGUGAUGUUGGUUUAAAUUCACCUGAUAUUGACAUCAAAACUCCUGAUCUUGAUGUUGAAGGACCUGAGGGACAAAUCAAGGGCACCAAAUUCAAAAUGCCUUCUUUAUCUGGUCCAAAGAUUUAUAUGCCAGAUGUAGACCUCAACUUGAAAAGUCCAAAAGUCAAGGGUGAUAUUGAUGUUUCUGGACCCAAGAUUUCAGGUGACAUAAAGGCUCCAAAAAUGGAUAUUGAAGGACCUGAUGUUGAUGUAGAGGGCCCAGAAGGUGGCUUCAAGAUGCCUAAAAUCAAAAUGCCAUCAUUCGGACUAAGAGGUCCUAAAGUGGAGGGUCCAGAUGUUGACAUCAAUCUCCCCAAAGCAGAUCUUGACAUUAAAGGACCUGAAAUUGAUGUUAAAGCUUCUGGUCUUGAUAUUGAGGGACCUGAGGGGAAAAUCAAAGGUCCCAAGUUCAAAAUGCCUUCCAUAUCAGGUCCAAAGAUAUCUAUGCCAGAUGUCAGCAUAAAAGGCCCCAAAGUCAAGGGUGAUAUGGAUGUUUCUGUACCAAAUAUUUCAGGGGACAUAAAAGCCCCAAAAGUGGGCAUUGAUGGUCCUGAUGUUGAUAUAGAGGGCCCGGAAGGUGGCUUUAAAAUGCCUAAAAUCAAAAUGCCAUCAUUUGGACUCAAAGGUCCUAAAGUGGAGGGUCCAGAUGUUGACAUCAAUCUCCCCAAAGCAGGUGUUGACAUUAAAGGACCUGAAAUUGACAUCAAAACUCCUGAUCUUGACAUUGAAGGACCUGAGGGGAAAAUCAAAGUGCCAAAAAUCAAAAUGCCAUCAUUCGGACUAAGAGGUCCUAAAGUGGAGGGUCCAGAUGUUGACAUCAAUCUCCCCAAAGCAGGUGUUGACAUUAAAGGACCUGAAAUUGACAUCAAAACUCCUGAUCUUGACAUUGAAGGACCUGAGGGGAAAAUCAAAGGUCCCAAGUUCAAAAUGCCUUCAAUAUCAAGUCCAAAGAUCUCUAUGCCAGAUGUCGACUUAAAUCUUAAAGGCCCCAAAGUCAAGGGUGAUAUGGAUGUUUCUGUACCAAAGAUUUCAGGGGACAUAAAAGCUCCAAAAGUGGACAUUGAAGGUCCUGAUGUUGAUAUAGAGGGCCCAGAAGGUGGCAUCAAGAUGCCUAAAAUCAAAAUGCCAUCGUUUGGAUUCAAAGGUCCUAAAUUGGAGGGUCCAGAUAUUGACUUUAGUCUUCCCAAAGCAGAUGUUGACAUUAAAGUACCUGAAAUUGACAUUAAAGCUCCUGAUCUUGACAUUGAGGGACCUGAGGGAAAAAUCAAAGGUCCCAAGUUCAAAAUGCCUUCCAUAUCAGGGCCAAAGAUCUCUAUGCCAGAUGUCAACUUAAAAGGCCCCAAAGUCAAGGGUGAUAUGGAUGUUUCUGUUCCAAAGAUUUCAGGUGGCAUAAAGGCACCAAAAGUGGACAUUGAAGGUCCUGAUGUUGAUAUCGAGGGCCCAGAAGGUGGCUUCAAGAUGCCUAAAAUCAAAAUGCCAUCAUUUGGAUUCAAAGGUCCUAAAGUGGAGGGCCCAGAUGUUGACAUCAGUCUUCCCAAAGCAGAUGUUGACAUUAAAGUACCUGAAAUUGACAUUAAAGCUCCUGAUCUUGACAUUGAGGGACCUGAGGGAAAAAUCAAAGGUCCCAAGUUCAAAAUGCCUUCCAUAUCAGGGCCAAAGAUCUCUAUGCCAGAUGUCAACUUAAAAGGCCCCAAAGUCAAGGGUGAUGUGGAUAUUUCUGUACCAAAGAUUUCAGGGGACUUAAAACCUCCAAAAGUGGACAUUGAAGGUCCUGAUGUUGAAAUAGAGGCCCCGGAAGGUGGCUUCAAGAUGCCUAAAAUCAAAAUGCCAUCAUUUGGACUUAAAGGUCCUAAAGUGGAGGGCCCAGAUGUUGACAUCAAUCUCCCUAAAGCAGAUGUCGACAUUAAAGGACCUGAAAUUGACAUCAAAACUCCUGAUAUUGACAUUGAGGGAUCUGAGGGAAAAAUCAAAGGUCCCAAAUUCAAAAUGCCUUCCAUAUCAGGUCCAAAGAUCUCUAUGCCAGAUGUCAACUUAAAUCUUAAAGGCCCCAAAGUCAAGGGUGAUAUGGAUAUUUCUGUACCAAAGAUUUCAGGUGAUCUAAAGGCACCAAAAGUGGACAUUGAAGGUCCUGAUUUUGAUAUAGAGGGCCCAGAAGGUGGCAUCAAGAUGCCUAAAAUAAAAAUGCCGUCAUUUGGACUCAAAGGUCCUAAAGUGGAGGGCCCAGAUGUUGAUAUCAAUCUGCACAAAGCAGAUGUUGACAUUAAAGGACCUGAAAUUGACGUUAAAGCUCCUGAUCUUGACAUUGAAGGACCUGAGGGAAAAGUCAAAGGUCCCAAGUACAAAAUGCCUUCCAUAUCAGGGCCAAAGAUUUCUAUGCCAGAUGUCAACUUAAAUCUUAAAGGCCCCAAAGUCAAAGGUGAUAUGGAUGUUUCUGUACCAAAGAUUUCAGGUGACCUAAAGGCACCAAAAGUGGACAUUGAAGGUCCUGAUGUUGAUAUAGAGGGCCCAGAAGGUGGCAUCAAGAUGCCUAAAAUCAAAAUGCCAUCGUUUGGACUCAAAGGUCCCAAAUUGGAGGGUCCAGAUAUUGACUUUAGUCUUCCCAAAGCAGAUGUUGACAUUAAAGGACCUGAAAUUGAUGGUAAAGCUCCAGAUCUUGACAUUGAAGGGCCCGAAGGUGGUUUAAAACAUGUUAAGCUCCCCAAAUUCAGAGGUCCCAACUUUGGAAUAAAGCCUUCAGGUGGCAGUCUUUCAAUGCCUGAAAAAGAUAUAGGGGCGAGUAUUGAUGUCAAAAGCCCUGAUGUCAAUAUCAGUGAACCAGAUGCAAAUAUCAAGGUGCCAAAAAUGAAAAAAUCUAAAUUUUCGCUUGGAGUCAAGAGCCCAAAAUUGGAUGCAGAUAUUCCUGAUGCUGGUGGUAGUGUAGAAGGGCCUGAUAUGAACAUAGAUGUGAAAGGAAAGAAGGGUAAAUUCAAGUUGACUAAAGGGAAGGGGAAGUCUAAAACCUUUGAUGGCGAUAUCAAGUUGGAGACAAAUGAACCUGACAUACAGAUGAAGUCAACCAAAGUAAAGAAACCUUUUUUUGGAAAGUUACAUUUUCCUGAUGUGGAAUUUGACAUCAAAUCUCCAAAAGUUAAAGGUAGUUCAUCUGCAUCUGGAACUAUAAAAUCGAAUGUUGAUUUGCCUUCUGCAAGCCUUAGAACUGAUAUUCAGACACCAGAUGCAAGUUUGGGUGGUCUCGAUUUCAAAACAAAAGGGGGAAAAAUCAAAAUGCCAAAAGUCGGCAUCUCUGGCUCUGAGAUAAAAACUCCUGAACUGGAUGUUAGAGAUGCAACAUUAGAUCUUCCGCAAAAGUAUUUUCAUUCCCCAGAUGUCAGUGUAGCAGGAUCAGGCAUUAAUGGAAAAGGCAGGGCUAACAUUGACAUAGAAGGUAAAAUACAGGAUGUUAAGUUGACAGUGCCUGCUGUAAAUGUCCAUGGUGGUGCUUUAGAUGCUGAUUUAAAUCUCACUGAACAAAAAGGAGUAAAAGGGAGCAUUGAAAUACCAGGCUUUAAUGUAAGAGGACAAAAAGGAGAGACUGCAAGUGGGUUAGACAUGAAGCCAGAUGCAUCAUUAUCUGGUGUGAUGGAGUACCAAGAUGUUAAUGUAACCUUUCCCAAAAUCAAAGUACCAAAGUUUGGUGUUGCAUUGCCUAAAGUAGGUGGAGGAGAGAUGGGAGUUGAUGUAGGUUCAUGUGAAUUGGCUGCUGGUUCUAAAGUUAGUUCCCAAAGUCUGGAAAUGGAGAACACUGAUAGGAAAAGCAGUGGUGGAAAAGUGAAAGUCAAAAUGCCAAAAUUAUUUGCCAAAUCUAAAUCUAAAGGUGGCAGUGCAGCUGAUCUUACUGUUGAGGGAGAAGGUGUUGAUGUUACAAGUAAAGGUGGUGCAAAGGUGUCUAAGGAGUUGAGCCUUAGUUCUGGGGAAUUGACACGUGGCAAGUUAGCAGUAGAGGGAAGUUCUGGGUUUAAAGUUUCACCAAAGAGUAAAUCUGCCUCCCUUGACCUCUUCAAAAAAACACAACAUCACUCAUCCUCUGUAAGUGAUGAGGGAGGUUUAGCUUCCCCUGUUUCUGCUGAAGGCCACUUACAGGCAGAGGGUGGCAACGUUUCAGUUGAUGUUGGAGAAAAGGUUAAAGGCAAAAAAGGAAAGUUGAAGUUUGCUACAAUUGGAGGUUUUGGCUCAAAAAGUAAAGGUUCAUAUGAAGUGACAGAUGAAAAUGAGGUUAGGAUUGAGGGUGCUGGUGGAGUUGCUCAGUCUUCAAAGAAGUCCAGAAUGUCAUCAUCAUCUAGCAGUGAUAGUGGUUCAAAAAGCAGUUUUCGGCUACCAGAUCUCGAAAUAGCGGUUUCGCCAAAGAAAUAGGUUUCAUGCUAUUAUCUAUACACAGUAUAUUCACACACACUUUUUUUCAGUCUAGAUGACUGUGUAAAUCUGUCUUUCAUUUAAGCAAUGGUGCACUGCCAUAUUGACUGUUUCUUCAAUUCCCACAUAUGUUCUUUACAGGCAUUGAUAUAUAUAUGUAUUUUUUUUAAUCACAAUUUAACUGUAAAUAGGAGAAAACUGUUAUGUAAUUUUAGUUUUGUUUUGUAGAUAGGAAAUGCAAAUCCAAUCCAACAAUGUGUGUAGUUAAUAUAAAAAUCAUCUGUCAUCUGAUAACUUGUUCUAUUUUUGUACCUUUGAAAAUGUUUGAAACUCUGUUGUCCUUUCUAAAAUUGUCUGGACACAUUUAAAUGCAAGAGGAAUGAUUUUAGUUAGAUUUGAAAGGAUUUUAAGACUUAAUCUUCACGUAUAUAUUUAGUGCUGUAUCAUAUGUACUUAUCACAUAUGAAUAACUAAUUUGAGCAGUGAUAAACCAGAUCUUAUUAGUGAGCACAAUGAAGUUUUAAGGGCUGUACAAACUGUAAAUAAAUUGAUUCAAAACGAAUACAUGGGAUAACAUAAAUUUGUGUCCCAAAUAUUAUCACAGUUCAGAUAUUAUGGAAUUUAUUAUUUGAGAUUAUAAUCUUCUAAAGUAUUUAUAUGUAAGACUAUUUUUCAAUGAUUGCUUGAGUCUCUUUAAAAUGCACACCAGGAAGCAGCUGGCAAAAGCUGUGACAUGCUUUGAUUUUUAAUGGUUUCUAAGGCAUUUUUUCUUGGUUAUAUUUUCCACAUUUCUUUACAUCCGGUUGACUCUCUCUCUUCCUCUUACUAAAUUUAUGAAAUGUUGUGCUGUCAUCAUGUGGUGAUAUAACUACAGGAAUGCUAAUGCCAACGGUAAAACAUUAAUAUUUUUGAAAAGGCAUAAAAUGUGCAUUGCUCUUGUAAAUAAUGGGACAUUUAGGCUGCAAGUUUCUAACUUUUUUUCCUUGUAUCAUUUGCAAAAAUUUAAAUAAAGUGAUCAAAUAUCAAUA
This is a messenger RNA of Sinocyclocheilus anshuiensis, 12458 nucleotides long. RefSeq names its product AHNAK nucleoprotein (gene ahnak). The coding region runs from base 337 to 11430 and encodes 3697 amino acids. The transcript is spliced from 10 exons. Gene Ontology annotation, biological process: regulation of RNA splicing. Gene Ontology annotation, cellular component: cytoplasm; nucleus. The record is from RefSeq and is a predicted model, not a curated record. Gene Ontology annotation, molecular function: oxidoreductase activity; protein binding. NCBI's taxonomy places the organism in Eukaryota, Metazoa, Chordata, Actinopteri, Cypriniformes, Cyprinidae.